Molecule: messenger RNA, 378 nt
Organism: Lottia gigantea (owl limpet)
Lineage: Eukaryota; Metazoa; Mollusca; Gastropoda; Lottiidae
Exons: 1
Coding region: 1-378 (125 amino acids)
Source: RefSeq, a predicted model, not a curated record
AUGACUCUACUUUUAAUUACUGAUAUUUAUCUAUUUACAGUGGAUGGAAACUGGGGAGAAUGGUCGGAUUAUAGCAACUGUUCUACAACAUGUGGUGGAGGAACACAAAACAGAACAAGACUAUGUGAUAAUCCAGAACCGAGUAAUGGCGGUUCUACCUGUUCUCCUCCCGGUAGCGAAACUAGGUCAUGUAAUCCGGUUUCAUGUAUAGGUAGUACUUUAUUUUUUAUAUCAGAUAUUUUUGCUGCAAUUUUGGUUGAUGAAGAAAGGACAGGAGUAUACCAAAAUUUGAUCAAAAUACAAACCAGGAUGUUCCGCUUGCGUUGUUACUAUACCUGUUAUCAAUGGCCAAUGUUAACCACAGAAAAAUUGGAAUAG